AUGCACAACCAUGAACUGCAAGUCUCAUGCUACAUCGACGGUCGCGUGUUGCCGAAGUCUCGAUGGUGUCGCUUGCUACCAGGAAGUUUAUAUUUUAGCCUUUCUCUAAAAACGGGCUACAUAGUCUUCCGAAGUAUCACCCGACACAGACAAGUGAAGUGUUUUCCAUGGAGGGAAACCACUUCUGAAUUACACCCGAAGACGGUCUCCGCACUAGACAUUUUAUUUAAGACCAUCAGAGGCGAGUUUCAUUCCAUUCGCGCCAUUCAAUGUGUAUCCAUGUCCUCAAGUUCCAUUCCUAAGGAUGAGUAUCUAAAGCGCUAUUUGGAACCGAAGAAGGGAAAACACCGGAGGUACAAUGACGUCACGGUGAAGUAUAUUUCAGGGGAUCUUCCUGAAACUCUGGACGCUUUCUACAGUGAAACUGCGGAUGACUUGCCAUUUAGUUCCACCACUCAUGAAGAGGCGCCUACAGUUGUUCGAAAGAAGGCCCCACAAAAGACAGAAGCCGAAAAGUCGAAGGAAUUGGCGACAGCCAAGAAACAGGCAGAGCUGGAGGCCAGAUAUGACGUUUGGAACCGCGGUAUCAAAACUGUUCAAGAGACCUACGAGAAACUAAAGCAACAGGAAUACGAGAGCUCAAAGCCGCUUGCUCGUUAUGCGGAUGAUGAAGAUUUGACGAAACAUCUGAAGUCACAAAUCCAUGCAGAGGAUCCAAUGGCGCAAUACUUUGCCAAAAAAGAACAGAAGAAGAAAAAGAAGCACAAACGGUCUUCAUCCGCUUCAUCUGGAGACGAGGAUAGUCCUGAGCGGCCCCGGUACCAGGGCCCUGAGCCCCCACCCAACAGAUAUGGCAUCGCUCCGGGCUAUCGUUGGGACGGUGUGGAUCGCAGCAACGGUUUCGAGCAGAAAAUUGUGGAUGAAGUGACCCGUCGACGUUUGGAUCGGGAAGCUGCUCAGCAAUGGGCUAUGGAAGAUAUGUGAAUCGACUGGUCUCAGUCAAGUUAGCCGUCCACACUGUAAAGUACCCCUUUCGACCGAACCUGUACAUAUACGAAACCUCCCCUUCCACGUCCAGUGUAUCGACCAACCAUCUAUAACGGUUAUUUGUGCAAACUCUGCAUAUCUUGUCCUCCUCUGUUCAAUCCCAGUGGUUCUUCACCGCAGUUACGAAGACCACACAUUCGGUGAUAUGACAUGUGGAGUGUACGACCAGGUGUAAAUUGAAUUUUCAAAUCACCCCAACUACUCACUGUGUAAUUAGCAGCAUUUGGCUUGGGUCUUUU
Messenger RNA from Opisthorchis viverrini, 1286 nucleotides. RefSeq lists its product as hypothetical. The coding region runs from base 1 to 984 and encodes 327 amino acids. The transcript is spliced from 6 exons. The record is from RefSeq and is a predicted model, not a curated record. Gene Ontology annotation, biological process: mRNA splicing, via spliceosome. NCBI's taxonomy places the organism in Eukaryota, Metazoa, Platyhelminthes, Trematoda, Opisthorchiida, Opisthorchiidae. Gene Ontology annotation, cellular component: RES complex; U2-type spliceosomal complex. Gene Ontology annotation, molecular function: RNA binding.